This is a messenger RNA of Giardia duodenalis, 3132 nucleotides long. RefSeq names its product CDC45-like protein. Lineage: Eukaryota; Fornicata; Diplomonadida; Hexamitidae. Gene Ontology annotation, cellular component: DNA replication preinitiation complex. Gene Ontology annotation, molecular function: DNA replication origin binding; single-stranded DNA binding; chromatin binding. The record is from RefSeq and is a predicted model, not a curated record. Bases 1 to 3132 code for a protein of 1043 amino acids. The transcript has a single exon. Gene Ontology annotation, biological process: double-strand break repair via break-induced replication; DNA replication initiation; mitotic DNA replication preinitiation complex assembly.
AUGCUUCUAGAUAGCUUCCAGUUCCAUGCUCACAUGAAAGGGUUUCCUAAUGUUGCUGUAGCCUUUAGGUUAGAUGUUGACGCAUUAGCAAGCGUUGCCCUGCUCCGGCUGUUUUUUCGUAUGCACCAUAUACCCUUUUCAGUCUACCCAACCUAUACAGAUUUCCAUCUCUUGAGCCUUCUGAAAACGUUAUCCCAGAUGACGUCCCUUAAAGCAGAGCCAAAUGAUCGAGUGGUAAUGUUAGUCAAUGCAGGUGCAACGCAAGACUUGACCCAGUACGAAAGUCUACGUAUCUAUGUAAUUGAUUAUUUUCGGCCCGCAUCUUUAGCCAACGUGGCGUCUCAGCAUGUCUUCCUGUUUGACGAAGGGCUAAUAUUAGGUAGUUUACUUUUAUCUUUUUUUCCGCAAAAGGCAACCCGGAUACUCCACGAGGCAAUGCUGUCUAUUCGUCUAAAUAAAGCCAGAGAAGGUGAGAAUGCGCCCCAUUCACAGAAGGAUGAGGAGGACUCAACUAACACAAUUGACACAAAAUCAUAUCGGAGAGUCAGACGAGAGGAUAAAGAGCGGGAACAGCCUGAUCAUGUUUACCCUGCCCAGGAUCAGAGCCUAUCGGACGAUCAGGACACUGAGACGAGUGAGAGCACAGACGCUCCGCAGCAUCAUCCAUUCGAUGGCUCUGAUACUGAUUUCAUUAACGUUCCAGCGGCACCUUCUCAAUCUGGCAAACUGGGUUUGCUCCUGGAUGACCCAAUCGAUCAGGACAUCUCACCCCAUGGUGAACCAGAAUAUUCUGAUAGCGUAAACAAGGAGUCCACCGAAGAAAGUGUCCAUUCCUCUCUUCAAGAUGGGGUCCAGCUGUCGUUCGUUUCAGAUGACACUCACCUCACUGAUGUGUCAAUGGGAGCAACACACCGACAGGUUGAUGUCCUGCUCAAGGAGGCUGAGCUCCAUAGUCACGAAUCCAGGCGUCACCUUAGUACCUCCUUCAACGCACAAGCACACCCCUUUAAGUAUUCAGACAUGACGAGACAAAGCGAAUCACAAGGAGAUAGUGUGCAGGAUGAUAGGCAGGAUGCUGUCGCAGCGGCCUUCGCUCUUUUGCAAGAGAAAGCCGCAUCUACGAGCUCCAUAACAGAACUGGCUACUUUGCAAGUCCUCUAUUGCAAGCUGUCUGCAGAAGAUUUUACCCACAUAUACAGGGUUCUCUCCAGUACUAUUUCUCAUCCUAGCUCGGCACAGGUGGCUAUGACAGCUGAGUACAUGAAGCUGCGGGCGAUAGCUUCCCCUUCGGCAAUUUUGCUUUAUAAUAUUCUCUCUGAAGAGGCGAAGACAGGCCUGUUUAUGAACAGAUCGUUGAUGGUCUCUAUUCAGUGGCAUGCGAUGACGGGGGCGGCUGGGGCGUUUGUCAUGCAACGUUGUUCUCUGAACGCUGUCAAGGACUUGCUAACCUCAUGCAUGAAUACGCUUCAGCUUAAAGAGAAGCAUUUUACCAGUACACUCAGUGUGUCUCAGUAUACCGCGGGGGCGAAGAACUUGAGCUUGGAGGAGGUCAUCGCCAAUUCUCAGCGAAAUGGCUCGCUGGAUAUGCAUGCCAAUGCUCCGAAAUUUACGACCUAUUCGGAUCCAGAGCCGAGUGUAGGCUCUGUAGUAGGCUCUGCUGUGGGCAACGAAGAUUCGCUGCACUCAAUACUGAGCCAGAGCAGCAGACUAAGCAGUCUUCUUAACACUAACGACACUGGACCUGCUUUUACAAAAUCCAUGCAAACAUCGCUACCACUCCAUGAUCCUCUCCCCUACGUAGUUGUUAAUGAUCCGUUCUUGUACUGCCUGCGCAUGACAUCUUUAUACAAUGCACUAUGCUUCACUAACAGCAGUCUCCUUCGCGCGGUCUUCGACAGUUAUGUGAGCAAUCGAAAGUCUCUUCAGACAGCGACGACUGCAAAUAUGGUCAGCUUCUUCUGCAAUAUCAAUGGGUUUGGUCCAGAUCUCUAUCAGAAGAGCUGGUCUGAGCAGGACAACAACGCUCGUUUCUUUAUUCUUUCCCAGUACACAGCCAGUAUCAGAAAGACAAGUGCUCCUUGGAGAUCUAUUCCCUUCGUGCCAAAUAUGGUUUAUACCACAGAAACAAAUGUGGAGAUCAGUGCUUUUGAUAUGGCGUAUCUUCUUGAGGGCUUGAUGAUGCUUUUGCCUCCCAGCCAUACCCGUAAACCUGACAGGGCGGAGCCUGAGGAUAAUAAUGGUAACACGCAGGUGCCUCUGGUUGUGUGCGACGAUCUAACGCACGCACAAUUAUUAACGAUGAUGUACAAAUGCGCCUUUGCAGGUCCUGACGAGAUUCUAGAGUUGUCUACCACCCGCAGAUUUGCUACCAUUUUCCAGCGGAUCCUUGAUACUCGCUCAGAAAUCCUUCAACAUGCGCAGAAAUCAUAUCUGUUCUAUCGGCAGCGUUAUAGAAAGAUCGACCCCAUCCCAGGAGUCCACGUUUCAGAGCUACCAGUGGCCAGCCUAAGCCACUCGCUUCUGUAUUUUAGUAAGGUCGUUGCAGAGUUUCGGCUACUCUGCGUGCACCGGCAUCUUCAGAGCCUUUCGCGCUCUCCAAUUAGCUUUAGAUUUAGGUAUGGACAUAAAGAUUUGCAAGUGAUUCUGCCGUCUGUAUCCUCGCGAGACGCUGGUAGAUGGAGAAGGUACACCCAUAUUUCACCGAAGCAAAGCUUUGAGGAUACAUUACAGCGGCAGAGCGUAAUCCUGGUCUUCAAGGGGCCAGACUAUGCCCUAGCGUCUGGGGCAAGUGCACGUUUGAGCCUCUUCGAUGCGUGGUUGGCUAAUAGCCUGCCGCCCAUAAGAGAAAUUCUUACCAAGAAGGGUGUCUUUACGGAAAGCUGUGUUGAACACGAUGCCUCUGUGGUGACUGUGCCAUUGCAAAUGACAUUUACCAUAUUACCAGUCAUCAAGGGAUUUAUGGCAGCAAACUUAGAAGCAGAAAAUGCGCAGAUAAAGAAGAUAAUCGAUCAAAAGGAGAGCUCAAAGCAUGAAAAGCAUAAGCAAGGAGUGGAUGCAGAUAACGAGGAUGAGCAGGCUAAGCAAGAAAGCGAAGCUGACGACAUCUGUGUCGAUGAGGGUGUUAGUAAAUAG